Molecule: messenger RNA, 1544 nt
Organism: Wyeomyia smithii (pitcher-plant mosquito)
Lineage: Eukaryota; Metazoa; Arthropoda; Insecta; Diptera; Culicidae
Exons: 8
Coding region: 84-1493 (469 amino acids)
Molecular function (GO): protein binding
Source: RefSeq, a predicted model, not a curated record
CUUUCCAGUGAGAGUUUUAUAAACUGCAUUGUUAUUUCGUAGAAGUUUCCUCAGUUGCAAGUAUUGUUUUCGAAGGCGAAAGAAUGGAACAGGUUAAAGCCUUACUCGAUGCGGAAUCAUUCCAAAAAUUAAAAGCUCAAAAAAUUGAUGAUAUUUCCUUGGUGCUUCUGAAAGACAACGAUUUGAGAGAUAUCGGUAUAAACGAGAAAGGACCUCGGGUGGUCAUUUUGCAGAUUAUAGAAAAUCUGAACAGUUCUCAUGAUAACGUUAAUGAUAAGGAGAAUACGACGAAUGUGAUAAUACCUCCAUCAAAACAAAUACUCCGAGAAACGCUCGUUUCAGAUAAUAGUUUCCGACUAAAAGUAUUGCAGCCGGUACUGGAUCGAGGUAACAUACCAGAUAAAAAUGGUAUCAGUUUCCUUACUAGAGUAGCUUGUCAACCAUUCGAAAAACGGAUUGAAAAUGGUCACGUAUAUCCCUCUACAGAAGAACAGCAGAAAUUAGCGAAUGAUAUCGUUGAAUUGUUUCCGCAGCUUCAGUGUAAUAAUGACAGACCUGAAGGGGCUCCAGAUUCGUGGCUUUUUUUUUGGCGAAACAGUGGAAUGGAACAGGGUAAACACAGUGGUAUGAUUUACCAUCGAAUUCGAAAUAUCAUUAAGAAGCUUCCACCGGAAAUGCGUAAAUACCAGCGAUCAAAAAACGUGAACAAAACUACAUCCAUACCAACAGAACUUUUGAGUAAAGCCGAAGUUCUACGCACGUUGGACGCAACGAAAAAUGAUAAAAAAAGGAUUUGUCAGGAAAUGGAGGCAUGUUUCCCUUUGUUAAAAUUUUUGCUCAAUGCAAAGAAAAGUGCAACCGAAAUUCACCAAAUGUUUCCACAUCUAAGUGCAUACAACGGAUAUAUGAUCCGUAAAUCGUUUACUCAACUCUUUCCGUGUUGUGAACCUGAGCCGGAUUUCAAGGGAGUUCUAUCGAAGUGUCUUCUAUACUCAUCCAGUAAAUUCAUGCAAGUUGAGGAUGAAUACAUUAAAGGAUUCCUGCGCAUGUUUUCGAGUAUGCCAAUGCGUGGACUCCGCCGGAGAAUUGACGGUACAUUAUCAAUUUCCGAAGAACAAUUGGCGUCGCCUUUUAUUCGUUGGUUAGCACCCAACAUCAGUAUUGCAGAGGAUUUAAAAACAUAUAAAGAAUCUCUUCAAAAUGAACAACCGCAUGUUGUAUGCUCUGCGAUGCCGUUUAAAGCCGGGCCUUCAUUCGUGAUAAUAAACAGAAAUAUUUGUAUUGAUGUACAGUGCUCAAUACAUGCAAUCGAUACACUAUUGAAAUCCUUCGCAGUGUUUGGCAUAGAAAUUCCCGUACACAUGCGUAUGAUGAUGGAUUUUCUGGCGUGCGUAUUGUACAAAAAUAUGAGCCACAGUUCACGGGCAACUGUGAACCGCUUGGUUGCCGCAUUCUACGAAGCCACUAAGGCAGAAGACACGGAAAUGAUUUAAAACAUUUAUAAUAUUUCGAUGGAAAAUAAAUCUGUUUUUGAUUGUUCUGAA